This is a messenger RNA of Lactuca saligna, 1956 nucleotides long. Lineage: Eukaryota; Viridiplantae; Streptophyta; Magnoliopsida; Asterales; Asteraceae. The record is from the annotation of a GenBank genome assembly.
CUUCCAAACAAAUCAAUGAUGUGUCACUUAUCUGUCAAAGCUUCAUGCCAUAAAUUGCAUAAAGUUUUUAAUCGCUUGAACGGACCCGUGCGCGAUCUGUUUUCAAAAACUAGCUUUGGUUACUUGUUGGACCUACCAAAUCAGUGCGGAGACGAACUUCUUAUUUAUGGGUUGUUACUGCAUAUGUUGCGUCCUACUGCUGAAACAGACGCCAUUGAACGCCUAUAUUUUAGGUUUUCUAGACGUACAUUAUCAUUUGGGUCGAAGGAGUUUUGUCUGGUGACCGGAGUUUACAUGCGUCGGUGUCCUAAAUCAAGGAUCGAAUUUUCAACCAUGUAUAAACACGGAUAUGGUGAAAAUACAAUUCGGUCCAGAGUCUUCCCAUAUCGCACGAACACUUCUUUAGUUGUAGAAGAUUUAGAACUCCUUAUCUUAAACCAACGAUUCAAUGACAUAUCAGCUCAAGACGGUGUCCGUGCCAUUUUGCUAUAUAUCCUCACUCACGGUUUUUUGGAAAAGGAGCUUAAUGAUAAAGUCACCAAGGAAUAUUUACGGGUGGUGGAGAACCUGAAUCAAUGGAAUAGGUUCUUGUGGGGGAGUUAUCUAUGGAGUAAAACAUACCCUAAAUUGUCGGGUAUGUUUAAGAAAUUUGAGGAUCAUAUGUCCAACCAUCCAACAAAAGCAAUUGUGCACACAAUAUUGGGUUUUGUUAUUCCUUUGAAGUCUACCGAGCGAACUCAUACGGUGGAAAUUAACAAAAACACCGCGCGAGAAAUAAUGGCAAUACUUGAAUCUUUGGAGGAAGAAAUCGGAGGAUUGAAAAAGAAACGUGGAACUCGAGACGGUGAUGAUUUGGAACAGUUUUUUAAUGACGUUUUUGAGGGGAAUGAGGAUGUGAUAUAUAGUCCACAAAAAUCAAAUCGAAUUAACGAGGAUGCUCAUGUUGGUAAUCCACAAGAGUAUGAUUCUAGAAAACAAAUCGCGAAGGAGAAGAAAAAGAAAAAGAAGGAGGUUGUUGCUAGCGACAUUGCGGAUGCGGAAAAUCAUAUACUCAAGCCUGUUGUUAAAGAAGGUCGUCCGGUUAGGCAAUUGAAACCUUCUCAAUAUCUUAGUUCUCCUUACGUUUCGGUUCAAAAUGCCACCCGAUAUCGUACAGGCGGGGUAAUACCCAACGAACAACCGCCCCCCCCCCCUGUAUUUGUCAGCGAUCCCUCGGCACUUUUAUUGGAGCCGUAUGUGAAUCCGGGUUGUAAUGCUCAUGCUCUAUACAUGGGAAACAAACCAGCUAUUUUUUUGAAACAUCGGUUAUACAAUGAAAAAAUGGAAGCAAGGUUUUGGGAUCGACUUUUUUAUGCAAGUGACAUGGGAUUUUUAGAUGAAGCGUGGGCAGGAAGUGCAACGGGAAAUCCAUUUGACCCAUUGGAUGGAUGUAAAUAUUUGCUGGAAGUUGACCGUGUUUACUUUCCAAUAUGCAUCAACCCACAUCAUUGGGUACUUGGCGAGUUAUGGAUGGACACGUUGCCAUUGAAUUUGUACGACAGCUUUCGAUUAUUUGGCGCCGUGAAGAUUAUUGAUUUUGUUCGGUUUGAAGAGCUUAUGGACCGCAUUCUAGUGAAAAUUGAGUAUUGGAACCACAUGGGUUUGCCUGUUCAGAAAGCAUCCAUCACUGUUACGGAUGUUACGGACGUACCCCAACAAGAGGGGAUGUAUGGAGAGUGCGGUGUAUUUAUGUUGAUGUUCAUGGAGCAGCUUGUUUCAGGUCGACCAAUUGGUAUAUCGAUGGCACUUGUUGUUGCUGCUACUCAGUUUCGUUAUAGGAUGGCCAUGAUAUAUUAUGGAUCUUCUAUACAAUCGAUUUUGAGUCAGUUCAAGUUGUAUGUUUUUAGUGACAUUCAAUGUGUACUGUUUGAUGACGAUUACUUAACAAAAUUUCCCCUAAUUAUUAAACUUAAAUAA